Molecule: messenger RNA, 4727 nt
Organism: Acipenser ruthenus (sterlet)
Lineage: Eukaryota; Metazoa; Chordata; Actinopteri; Acipenseriformes; Acipenseridae
Product: zinc finger protein 239-like
Exons: 6
Coding region: 476-2908 (810 amino acids)
Biological process (GO): regulation of transcription by RNA polymerase II
Molecular function (GO): RNA polymerase II cis-regulatory region sequence-specific DNA binding; DNA-binding transcription factor activity
Source: RefSeq, a predicted model, not a curated record
UGACCUGUGGCAGGCAUAUCCCAAAAGCAUUGGUUGGUGAUCGUCUUCGAAUUGCAAGGCAAUUACAGUUGAGUUUAGGUAUGCAAACAAACGUGUCAUGUGACCGAGUCAGGUGAUAAGAGCUUCAGUGACGUGUUGAAAGGGGUCCUGCAGUCAUUUAAGUACACGUCGUGAAUAUAAUCAACAAGAAAUGCCAGAAGUAAACAAAUAAAAUAAAAUAAAACCCGAUUUAAACGCACCAGUAGACGAUAACAAAAAAGUAAGUUUCAUUUUGUGUUGAAGUUUGGUUGUUUGCAAAGGCGUGGCGGGCAUCAACAACACCGAUUCAAGGUUCGUUUAAACUGAGACCUGUGACUGAAGCCUGCCUGCUGCUAUAGUAUUAUUAUAGCGACAUGCUUUUCAGCACGGUAAAUGCUUCUUGUACAAGAACAGCAGCUACUAAACAUAGAAUCCCGUGUGAUACCACAGUGUGACGAUGGAAUCUGUCCAGAUUAAAGAGGAGCUCCCUGAACUUGAACUGGUCCCCAUUAGCGAGUUCAUGGCUUCCCUCCCCAUUAAACAGGAGCUCUGUGAGAUGCAAUAUGACAGCAGCCAGCCAGAGGUCUCUGAGAUUAAAGCUGAGCACAAUGAAUUGGAGAUCCCCCAGACAGAAGAACCCCUUCCUGUUAAACAAGAAGAGGUGCUGGAAACUGUCCGUAUUAAACAGGAGCCCCCUGAAGUAGAGUUUGACCACAUGGAACCAGUGAAGGAAGAAUCCGAGGACUUCAAACCAAACAUCCCUGAGCUGGAGCCUGUACGCCUGCGGGAGUGUAGCGUGGUGCUGGAGAGAAUCUGCGUGAGAGAGCAAGGCGCUGGAGAGGAAGGCUCUUCCAGCAGCACGCAAGGAGGUGGAAAGGAAGACAGGCAUUCAUAUUCAAAACACAGUCUAGCAGGUUCCAGUCCAGCAGCUAAAGCGAGGGCGGGCAGAGGAGAAUAUCCUGACUGUGGGAAAGGUUUCACCCAGGUACAUGUUAACACACACCAGAGAAUUCACACAGCAGGGAAAAUGUAUCGGUGCACUCACUGUGGGACGAGUUUCAAUCAGUCUACAAGACUUGAAAGACACCAGCGAACUCACACAGGAGAGAAACCGUAUUGCUGCUCUAAAUGUGGGAAGAGUUUCAGCCAAUCGGCACACCUUGAGAGACACCAGCUAAUUCACACAGGAGAGAAACCGUAUCACUGCUGUGAAUGUGGAAAGAGUUUCAGUCAGUCCGGAGAUCUGAAAGCACACCAGCUAAUUCACACAGGAGAGAAACCAUAUUGCUGCUCUGAAUGUGGAAAGUGCUUCAGAAAGUUAGGAAACCUGAAAACACACCAGCUAAUUCACACAGGAGAGAAACCGUAUCACUGCUCUGACUGUGGGAAGAGUUUCUGUGAUUCAGGGCACCUGAAAAAACACCAGCGAAUUCACACAGGAGAGAAGCCGUAUUACUGCUCGGACUGUGGGAACAGCUUCACUAGAAAAGACAGCCUAGAAAAACACCAGCGAAUUCACACAGGAGAGAAACCGUAUUGCUGCUCUGACUGUGGGAAGAAUUUCAGUAGAAAAUACAGCCUGAAAAUACACCAGCGAAUUCACACGCAGAUAUUUUGCGCAAAUAAGCUAAACAGAAUCCCAUGUGCUGCCAUGGACAGUGUGAAGAUGGAAUCUGUCCAGAUUAAAGAGGAGCUCCUUGAAUCUAAACUUGUCCCCAUUAAAAUGGAGUUCUCUGGCCUGGCUUCCCUCCCCAUUAAACAGGAGAUAUGUGACUGCUGUCACCUACAGGUCUCUGAGAUUAAAGCUGAGCACAAUGAAUUGGAGACAAAAGAACACCUUUGUGUUAAAGAAGAGGUGAUGGACGUUGUCCGUAUUAAACAGGAGCCCCUUGAAGUAGAGUUUGGCCACAUGGAACCAGUGAAGGAAGAAUCCGAGGACUUCAAACCAAACAUCCCUGAGCUGGAGCCUGUAUGCCUGCGGGAGUGUAGUGUGGUGCUGGAGAGAAUCUGCGUGAGAGAGCAAGGCGCUGGAGAGGAAGACUCUCCCAACAGCAUGCAAGGAGGUGGAAAGGAAGACAGGCAUUCAUAUUCAAAACACAGUCUAGCAGGUUCCAGCCCAGCAGCUAAAGCGAGGGCGGGCGGUGGAGAAUAUCCUAACUGUGAGAAAGGUUUUGCCCAGUUAGAGCAUUUUAAAAAGCACAAGAAAGUUCAUAAAGGUGGUAAAUCGUGUCGCUGCUCUCAGUGUGGGAAGAGUUUAAGUAAUGCAAGACACCUGAAAAUACACCAGCGAAUUCACACUGGACAGAAACCAUAUAGCUGCUCUGACUGUGGGAAGAGUUUCUAUAGAAAAGACAACCUGAAAAAACACCAGCGAAUUCACACAGACCAGGACCUGUAUUGCUCUGACUGUGGUGUAAGUUUCAGUAGAAAAGCCAGUCUGAAAAAACACCAGAGAUUUCACACAGGAGAGAAACCGUAUCGCUGCUCUGACUGUGGGAAGAGUUUCAAUCGGUCAGAACACCUUGAAAAACACAGACGAAUUCACACAGGAGAGAAGCCGUAUCACUGCUCUGACUGUGGGAAGAAUUUCAGUCGGUCAGCACACCUUCAAAGACACCGGCGAAUUCACACAGGAGAGAAACCGUAUCACUGCUCUGACUGUGGGAAGAGUUUCAGUCAGUCCGGAGAUCUGAAAACACACCAGCGAAUUCACACUGGAGAGAAACCGUAUCACUGCUCUGAAUGUGGGAAGAAUUUUAGACAAUCUGGAGACCUGACAGCACACAAGCGAAUUCACACGGGAGAGAGACCGUACCACUGCUCUGUAUGUGGGAAGAGUUUCAGUCAUUCAGGACACCUGAAAAAACACCAGCGAACUCACUCCAGAUAGAAACCGUAUUACUGCUCUGAUUAUGGGAGAGUUUCUGUGUUAAACACACCAGCGAAUUCAGAGAGGAUAGAAACCUUAAAGACCAUGUUCAAUGGCACUUUUCACUCAUUAGGAAAACAUUUUUAACCUUGCAUUAUGAAUCCUUGUAAUAUUUGUUUUUGGGUAUCACUCCUAAGAGCAUACAUUGUAAAUGGUAAAAAUUCACUUCAAUUGCUUGCACCCUGAUUGUCAGAAAGUGGGCAGUGACAUGGACACAUCACAAGAGGCUUCUCUGCUGCUGUCAGUGCAGUCAGAGUGGGAAUGUGCAGAAAGGAAACCCAUCUGCAACUAUCAGGAGCAAUCCAUAACUCGUGUGGUGAAUGAGUUUCAGGGUUUAGGAUUUAAACUUAAUUUGAAAAUAAAUAAAUUGAUGGAAACGAGUAUCCUAACCUCGGUAUGUAGCAUCCCUGAGACCAGACUGCACCGUCCUGAUUUGUCUUGUAAAUUCAUCAUGGUUCUAGAAUGAAUGAAAAACUUUACUGUCCUAUAACUGUAUUAUGACAUGAAUGACUGAAUAUUGCGCGACCGUGUAGUUUUGCAUUGUGCAUUGUCCAGGCUUUUAUUUGUGCCUGCUUUUGUAAACUGACCCAAAUAAUACCAGUGUAGCAAGCAUGUGUAUGGAUCUUCACGGAGGAUUGGUAUGAUUUCAGUUAACGCAGCUGCGUUGUGUGAGGUUCAAGCUUCAGAAUGUUAGCAAUCUCAUACUCUGCGUUGUAGUUCCCACUGUGGAGAACUGGAAAACAUGGACCUGGGAAUACUUGGAUCUGAGUGGACUAAAGGACUGAACCUAUACUGAGGUGCUCCCCUUUCUCGUGCCCGCCAGUGUGCAGUUGCUUGUUUUGCAGAAAUCCAGUUCGGGCUUUUUUGUCGACUGCUUCCAAAGCAUAAACAAUUGUGAUUGAAAGAAGUUAGCGGCUGCUGACAGAAAGAAAUGGCUCAGAAGAAUUGAUUUUUUUGCUGUCUAUUUAGCUGUACUAUAGUAAUAAUGCUAAAUUUAAAGAGUAAGUAGCGGGGUUCCGAAACGUUUCACGUCCCCACGUGUUGCUACAACUGUUUAAAUAACAUACCUGGUAUUUUUCUUUUCAUUGCUACAGCCUGACAACUUUUUGCACUUAUAACUUUAAAGUAUUUUCACAAUGGCUGCUCUAAUACACUGAUAGUGUAAGGAUUAUUGCCUACAUUGUCAAACAGGUAACACAGCAAGAAUGAUCCAUGAUGUGGUACGGAACAGAAAAGCCAGAGCACUUAAGUGGGGAUGCCUGGGUCAGUAGAUUGCUUGUGUUUAAUAUUGAGAGCAGCGGGGAUGCCUGGGUCAGUAGAAUGCUUGUGUUUAAGAUUGAGAGCAGUGGGGAUGCCUGGGUCAGUAGAAUGCUUGUGUUUAAUAUUGAGAGCAGCGGGGAUGCCUGGGUCAGUAGAAUGCUUGUGUUUAAUAUUGAGAGCAGUGGGGAUGCCUGGGUCAGUAGAAUGCUUGUGUUUAAUAUUGAGAGCAGCGGGGAUGCCUGGGUCAGUAGAAUGCUUGUGUUUAAUAUUGAGAGCAGUGGGGAUGCCUGGGUCAGUAGAAUGCUUGUGUUUAAUAUUGAGAGCAGUGGGGAUGCCUGGGUCAUUAGAAUGCUUGGCUGUCCUUUUGAUCUUUAUGAAUUUUGCUUUUGUGGAUUCUUUUGCUAUGCCUGUUUUAUUCUCUUUUAGACAGAAAAAAAUGUGUUUGUGGCUUUUAGUGUGUGUUUCUUACUGUUAUAAAAUUGUCAAAACUAAUUAAUAAAAAAAUAUUUGUGUACCAUAA